Cladocopium goreaui is the source of this 1344-nucleotide messenger RNA. NCBI's taxonomy places the organism in Eukaryota, Dinophyceae, Suessiales, Symbiodiniaceae. The record is from the annotation of a GenBank genome assembly.
AUGCCUGGACUGGAAGACCUGGUUCUGUCCGAGCCGUCCCAAGAACGGCCCUUUGUCUUUCUGUGGGAUGAAAAGACCGGUGGCACGACGUUCAAUGAUUGGCUCCUGGCUUCCUCCUCACAGUUGGGACGCUUGAAUUCCACUCACAUCUCGGAUUUCGGAUGGCCUAAUGUCAUUGGAACUCCAUUUUUUCUGAAGACCUAUGAGAGAUCAAAACUUGAAUCCUUGCAAAUCCUAUCUGCCACAGUUGAUUGGAACAUAUUUUCCGCACUUGGCUGUGCUCCCAAGCGCCGGCCCAGCUGUUUGAUUUUGCUGCGAAACCCUGUGGACCGGUUUCUGUCCUAUUACCUCGAGCGAUCAGAUCGGAUAUUGGAAGGUGGUAGCCUUCCGAUCCGCAUGCUUACCAAUUUUUCCCUGCAAGAGUUCGAAGAGUAUCUGGACUCGGUGCGCUUCGAUCGUUUGCGUUUCAGUGGUUCCGAGACGGGUCUCUUUUGCAACACGGAGAACGGCCAGUUGUGCCUCGAUGACGCCAGCACAGCGGAAGCGUCGGAGGGCGGACCUGAGACUUUUGCUUUCAGGAGCUUUGGUGGCCCUCAAAAUCGCCUCGCACGCAUGCUGGACCCACCAUUGGGACGGAUCUCAGUGGCAAAAGAACGGCUGAAACGAUGCACAGUGAGCUUGCAAAAUGAGGACUUUUCGAACCACUUGCGUGUUCUACGCAAAUUUCAGCCCUGGAUCAGUCAGGUUCACUUCGCAGACUCCGACGCAAGCAUGCAGAACAGCUACAAUCGUAGGGAGUCUGCAUACUUGCGAGACCACUUGCCAGAAGCCUUUCGUCGGGCCAUCGCAGAGUUCAAUUCAGCAGAUAUGGAGUUGUAUCAUCAAGGAGUGGAACAAUUCUACCAGCAAGUGACCCUGGCGCGGAAGAAUAGCCUGCUACCGGUCAGUAGCCUGUGGCCAGAGAGCAUCACUUUGCCGUCCAAGGAUUGGGAGGUGACGUGGCGUUUUUUUCAAGAGGAACUUCCAACCACUUUCUUCAUCCGUCGCCUGACACGAUGCCGCAUCACACGCUUGGCGUCCCAAUGUGCCAAACUGGUAGGGGAGUCCAUGCCAGACGGGGUGGAUUACCAGCUGCAGCCGGAACUCACUGAGCACAUUCUUCAGGUCAUCAGUCAUGAGUUCUACCAACGUCCACCUCAAGAGUUCUAUCAGCUCCGGAGCCACGACUGGAUGCGGCUCCACGGCAGCGACGCAAAGGGGGCUCCGCACCGCGUGGUGGCGCUGCCGGACUUCGGGGAACUACUGGACGACGCCUGGGGUGAGGCGCAGCGCAGGCUGCGGUGA